This is a messenger RNA of Nomia melanderi (Alkali bee), 1584 nucleotides long. Lineage: Eukaryota; Metazoa; Arthropoda; Insecta; Hymenoptera; Halictidae. The record is from RefSeq and is a predicted model, not a curated record.
UCGGGGAACUCGGGGAUUUCGGCCGGUGGCGGAUCCGGCGGUGCGUCCGGGUCAAGCGCUGCGUCCAGCUCGGGUUUGGCCGCGGGAUCGAGUUCGGGCUCGGGUGCUGGCGCGGGCUCGGGAUCCGGCAUUGGGAGCGCGAACGCGAGCUCCAGUGGCAUAGGGCCCGGUGGAAACCCGGUGUCCGCCGGCAUGGUCGCUGGGUCGGCCGAGCCUCGCACGCCGACCGCGGGGCCGCAGAACAAACAGCUGCAGAACGUCAAAGGAGACCACCCCUCGAAAGCGUUCCUGCAAAACAGAUCCAUGUCGUUGGUCGAUAUGUACAUCGACAACUCGGAGCCAAGCGAAAACGUCGGGCAAAUUCAUUUCAGCCUGGAAUACGAUUUUCAAAAUACGACGCUUAUUCUCCGUAUUAUACAAGGGAAAGAUUUGCCGGCCAAGGAUUUAUCCGGAACCUCGGACCCUUACGUUCGCGUCACCCUCUUGCCGGACAAGAAGAAUCGACUCGAGACGAAAAUAAAGAGGCGCACGCUCAAUCCUCGUUGGAACGAAACCUUCUAUUUCGAAGGUUUUCCGAUUCAGAAGUUGCAGAGUAGAGUGUUGCAUUUACACGUAUUCGACUACGACCGAUUCUCGAGAGACGACUCUAUCGGCGAAAUGUUUCUACCGCUGUGCCAGGUCGACUUUUCGGAGAAACCGUCGUUUUGGAAAGCCUUGAAGCCCCCGGCGAAAGAUAAAUGCGGGGAAUUGUUGUGCUCGUUGUGCUAUCAUCCGAGUAAUUCCGUGUUAACGUUGACGCUUCUAAAAGCCAGAAAUCUCAAAGCGAAAGAUAUAAACGGAAAAUCAGAUCCGUACGUGAAAGUCUGGUUGCAAUUCGGUGACAAGAGAAUCGAGAAACGAAAAACCCCUAUAUUCAAGUGCACCCUGAAUCCGGUGUUCAACGAAGCGUUCUCUUUCAACGUACCUUGGGAAAAAAUUCGAGAAUGUUCGUUGGACGUGAUGGUGAUGGACUUUGAUAAUAUCGGAAGGAACGAGUUGAUCGGCCGGAUUCAACUGGCAGGAAAGAACGGCAGCGGUGCCAGCGAAACGAAACACUGGCAAGAUAUGAUCACGAAACCACGGCAAACGAUCGUCCAAUGGCAUCGACUCAAACCGGAAUAAAGAAACGGAGGAAUAGGUCCACGCGAUACUUGGAUUUCGCGGGAGCGAAUUCAUCGUCAUACAAACCAUUCGAACCAACAUUUCCCGGUCUCUCGAACCCAACUAAACUAUGAUAUUCCUUGUCUUCCGACGAUGCGAUACCGACCGAAAUCGUUCGACUAGGUUCGACUACGACGCUACGAGUUGUCUCGGUUUCACUUUUGAAUGUCGACCAAAACGUAUACGUUUUCCAUUGUUGCGUUUGAUUGUUGAUCGUUCAAAAAAAUCGCGUCGUCGGCCGGUAAAGUGAACGGGAGCAAAAAUCGAGAAAUAGUUUUCGUACGGUUAAUUGCACACCUACGCAAAACUACAUAAAAAUGGAGCAGAAGAAAGAUCGUAACAGAGAAAUUAAACGUACUCGAUUGAGGAGAGAGAGAGAGAGAG